AUGGGAGCUUCUCCGAAGAAAAAAGUAUCCUACGAUGCGCUGGAAGAAAUGAAGAAACGAAUCGCUGCCAAGGAAUCUAUCCGCAAUUCCCUAGACCGGAAAGAUAAGCUUCGGCUAGCGAUUAUGCUGGUCAUGAGUCUGAUUUUCGUCCUUUCUGUUUUCGGACUCGCUGUUUUGAAAUCUACUUCUGAAAUUACCGCUACCGCUACUGUUGCUCCCACUGCUGCUCCACUGACAACGACCCCUGCUUGGAGACCGUGGCCAAACACGCCCUACGAGCUAUAUGCCUACUAUCACUGCGGAGUGAAUCCAGCAUUAUCACUCGCCAAUGUCACUCCCGAUAAAAACGCAAAAGUCACCGACUGGCCAAUGCUCGUUACAGUCACUCGAGCUUCCUGUGGUGGGGGAGCUUCUUGUAAUCUAACACUAGAAUCGACAGUUGUUACGAAUGUCUGCAUGGGAGUGGCUGUUGAUAGCCGGACGAUUUGGGCAAGAGCAAGUUGUUUACAGCCGAAUGGAAGAGAAAAUCUUCAGAAUUAUCCUCUCGCAACAGAUGAGGAUAAUUUCUAUGUCAUCACCGGCCAAAACCUCGAACUAACAACGCUGAAAGAGAACUCUCUCCUUGCCAUCGAAUCUCUUUGGCCUUCGAGUCAAUACAACACGACCAUGGAUUUUUCGAAUUUCCAGCAGAACGAUCUUCUCAUUCUCCGCACCAAAAUUGACAUGACUGAUUUCGUCCCUGCCUGCAUCCCUGACCUGCAGCAAGAUGCAAACGCGGCCGGACAGGUGCCCAAGAAAUGCUGGUUUAUCGGACUAAAUGGAUAUGGAGGAGCUUUUCAGGUUCCGGCGACGAUGCUGGGCGAUUCAGAGUGCAAUGAUAAUUUUAUUCUGAAUAACAAGCUUGAUUUUACGAAUCAAUUCUGCGCCAAGGCUAUUUCGGACUUUGACAAAAUUGCAUGCGGAAAGGACUUCAUUUUUGCAUGCGACUACGAGACUCAAUUUGGUGAUCGAAAACUGGUUGCUUUUGGAAACAUGAUUUAUCACCCUUUUCAAGACUGCACCCAUUUGGAUAAUAUCUUCAUCUUCAACAGGUUUGCUUAUGAAUACGAAAUGCUCUGCUGUGGACAGACUGAAGAGCCAAAAUAUGGACCCUGUAUUUAUGUCAACUGCACUGAACAACCUUUGAGCUACCCAUGA
This is a messenger RNA of Oikopleura dioica, 1197 nucleotides long. The record is from the annotation of a GenBank genome assembly. NCBI's taxonomy places the organism in Eukaryota, Metazoa, Chordata, Appendicularia, Copelata, Oikopleuridae.